CGUCGUUUUCUUGUCAAUACAAACACGACGCCAUUUUGAAGUAAGAAUUGCUUCCAAAUGGCGUCGUUUUCUUUCUUGUGAUAUGUUUGCUCUUGAAAAUUAGGUUUUGGGUUUUGAAUUUUGGGAAUUAAUUGCAUCAAUGGUGCUGAGUUAAUCAACGGCGGGUAAAGGGAGGACUCGAGCCUUGAUAUAGCUGCAUUCUAUGCUCUUUAGCGUGCUUAAUUCAGCUAGAGUUAGCUUACCUCAGGUGGAUUUGAACCAAUUUGCUACUCAGGAAUGCUUUCAAUGUUUGCCAGAAUCUUUCUUCAAAGGACUUUGUAUUCGGCUACAUUCACCAACAACACCAACAUUUUUAGGUGUCUUAAAACUAUAGCACCUUCCAUCGACCAGUGUAGCAAUCCUUUCAACGGCAAAGGUAGUUGUGGCAGAAGAGUGCCUAAUGAUGACUACUUUGCAACAAUCCAUCAUGUAUCUAACAUUGUUCGACGAGAUAUUUACCUGGAGCGGACCCUUAACAAGAUGCGUAUUUCAAGUAUUGUCAACUCUGAACUGGUGUACCGUGUCCUUCGAAGUUGUUGCCAACAUGGUAUUGAAUCUUUUCGUUUCUUUAACUGGGCUCGGACACAACACCCUCAGUAUGAUCCAACUACCGUCGAGUUUGAAGAACUUCUUAAGACCCUUGCCCGGACUGCCCACUGGGAGACAAUGUGGAAAGUAGUCCAGCAGAUGAAAGCCCAAAAUAUUCCUAUCUCACCCUCCAUUGUUUCAUUCAUUAUUGAACACUAUGGUAAGCGUGGUCUCAUUGAUCAGGCUGUCGAGCUCUUCAAUCGGCUCAAGAACUUUGACUGUCCUCAAACUACUGAAGUAUACAAUGCUAUGCUUUUCGCACUCUGUGAGGUGAAGAAUUUCCAAGGGGCCUAUGCAUUGAUUCGGAGGAUGAUACGAAAAGGUACUGUUCCAGAUAAGCAGACAUAUUCUAUUCUUGUAAAUGGCUGGUGUUCUGCCGGGAAGAUGAGAGAGGCACAAGAGUUCUUGGAGGAAAUGAGUCGAAAGGGCUUCAAUCCUCCUGUACGUGGGAGGGACCUUCUAAUUGAUGGGUUGCUCAGUGCUGGCUAUCUAGAAUCAGCUAAAGGAUUGGUGAGAAAAAUGACAAAGGAGGGGUUUGUGCCAGAUGUUGGAACGUUUAAUUCUUUGGCAGAGGCUAUAUGUAAAACUGGAGAAAUCGACUUUUGCAUUGACCUUUUCAAUGAUGUUUGUAGAUCGGGAUUUUGUCCUGAUAUUGAGACUUAUAAGAUUGUCAUAACUGCUGCAUCAAAGGUAGGUAGGAUUGAUGAUGCAUUUCAGAUUCUUCAUAGGUCAAUUGAAGAUGGACACCGGUCAUUUCCCAGUUUAUAUGCUCCAAUUCUGAAAGCUCUCUUCCGGAGAGGACAAUUUGAUGAUGCAUUUAGCUUUUUCAGUGAUAUGAAGCUGAAAGGGCAUCCACCAAAUCGACCACUUUAUACCAUGUUGAUAAAGAUGUGCUCUCGUGGAGGCAGAUUUGUAGAGGCUGCUAAUUAUUUAGUAGAAAUGACUGAGUUAAAUUUGUUGCCUAUGUCACGAAACUUUGACAUGGUGACAGAUGGAUUGAAGAAUUGUGGGAAGCAUGAUCUAGCCAAAAGGAUCGAGCAGUUGGAGAUAUCUGUCAAGGGCAUCUGAAUUAUUGUGUGGCUCUAGCUAAGGUGACCCCCCUGUCACUGAACUUGAGGAUGAUGAGAGUCCUAAAGUUGAAAAAGGUAUACAGUCGAGGUACCAAAUCGUUCAACCAACCUUAGCUCAUUUGUUCCUUUUUGUCUUGGGAAGCAAUUAAUUGAACUUCUCUUGUUGCGACUUGAGUAAUUUGGAAUUAAAUCACGAAAGAGCCUUUCAUGGAUUAUCAUCUCGAAGUCACAAAGUCAAGAUUUAUAAAGGCAAUUGUAGACUACUUUUGAAAAAUCACCAGAGGGUGUGAUCCAGUUGUCAAUGAAGUGGGUGAAAAUCAUGGGAGCCAAGAUUCAAAUCCUAGCAAAGAUUAAAAUGCUAGGUGAUUUCCUGAUUCUUUCCCAUCUGUCUUAGCAAAGUUACCCCGUACCCAUACUUGUGGGAGGUAGCAAGUCCCCAAUGAAAUAGUCUCAAUGGGUGCAGGCUGGCCUGAGUAUCACUGUUACAACAAAAAUAUUAGAAUGAAUUGUUGGAGGGAAUUAUGUAGCCAUUCUAUGAAAGAGGUCAAAGCUAUGGAAUGGACUAAAAUAGAAAGUAGGUCAACAACAGGGACAAAGGGAGUACAGUUUUCGAUUGGUUGCAUCUAUGUUCAAAUUUGUUAUGUUCCAUUGUCAUGCAUGUGUUGUUGGGCUCUUAUACUAAUCUAAAAGUUGAGACUUGACGUGCAGUGUUUUAAGUGUUCUAUUUUUAGAGUCUUGUUUGUUCUUCUGACAAUUAAGGAGCUCUUACGUGUUGUUUUGCGUCCUUUCACAAUGCACAUGAUGGGCUAAGCUUAGAAUUCCGCUAGCACUUGAUAUUUUAUUAUGCUUUUUUCCUUUGACAACACUGAAUCGUGAGCUAGCAUUUCUUCAGAAACCGAGCUAGUAAAAUUGGGGAAAAAAUUAUAUAAUCACAGAAAUAUAAAGAGAAUAUUCACUCAUCUGUUCUGAAUGCUGUCUUAAUUUUGAAGUAGCCUGAUUUCUUUCCCAAAAACUCAGACGUGCUUAUGAAAAUCAAUCCACUUUCUACUUCUAGCUGAUACUGAAAAUGUCCACUGGAAGGUGAAAAUUGUAUACCCUGAUUUGUCUUUUUAAUCAUACAGUGUGAUUAUGGUAGAUGAAGCUCAUGAAAGGUCUCUCUCGACGGACAUCUUAUUGGAAUUACUGAAAAAGAUUCAAAGCCGUCGGCCUGAGCUGCGUAU
Molecule: messenger RNA, 2917 nt
Organism: Solanum dulcamara
Lineage: Eukaryota; Viridiplantae; Streptophyta; Magnoliopsida; Solanales; Solanaceae
Product: pentatricopeptide repeat-containing protein At5g18390, mitochondrial
Exons: 5
Coding region: 277-1695 (472 amino acids)
Biological process (GO): RNA splicing
Molecular function (GO): protein binding
Source: RefSeq, a predicted model, not a curated record